GAACGAUGAUGAUUAUGUUAACAAUAAUAAAUAAGAAAAUAAUAAAAUACACGUUAUGUGCUUCAUAUAAUAACACGUGCAACCAAAACGAACAGCGCGCGCGCGAGAAAGUCUUAAAAAAAACAAUAAGCGCUUGCUUAUUAAAUCGAAAGCAAAUGGAACGUCAAUGAGAAUAACUUUGCUAUGGUGUGAAAGUGUUCCACAUUUUCGGAAACUGCAUUAUUACGUUAUUAUGCGAGAUACUGUAAACUUCUCUCAUGAUAGUAGCAUAAUUUGUUAAUGAUUAAUUAACUUUACAAGAGAAAGUUUUUCGAUAUAAUCAAUAUCACCGCGCAAUCGAAAAGGUCAACCUCUUCUCCUAUAAAUCAUCGUUGUUUAUGAAAAUGCGCAGGAAUCCAAAAGUUCGAUCGCUGAAUGAACAGUCCUCGUCGUUUCGCAAGAUGGUGCAGCAAAAUGCAGUGAUCGUGAGAAAUGCUGUCAAGUUUUAUGUACCGGAGAAACCAAUACUCAACGGUCUGAACAUGACUGUCCCGAAGGGUACCAUAUACGGACUCUUGGGUGCAAGCGGAUGCGGCAAGACGACCCUGUUAUCCUGCGUCGUCGGAGUUAAGCACAUCGACACGGGAGAGAUAUGGGUUCUGGGAGGGAAACCAGGCCAACAGGGCUCCGGAAUCCCUGGACCUCGUGUAGGCUACAUGCCGCAGGAGAUAGGCUUGGUCGGAGAGUUCUCCAUGAGCGGUGCCCUCUAUUACUUCGGCAGGAUUAAUGGACUCGAGGACGAAGAGAUCGAGACAAGACAGAAAUUCCUCUCGGAAUUGCUCCAGCUACCCCCGGCAAAUCAUCUAGUAAAAAACAUGAGCGGAGGUCAACAAAGGAGGGUUUCCUUCGCCGCUGCGAUGAUUCACUGUCCCGAAUUGUUGAUUUUGGACGAACCCACUGUAGGCAUGGAUCCAAUUUUAAGCAACAACAUUUGGAUCUAUCUAACCAAGAUCACUAAGGAGGAAGGCAUCACCGUGUUAAUUACGACGCAUUAUAUUCAAGAGGCUAAAGAUUCUAAUGUGAUUGGUUUGAUGAGAAGUGGUAAAUUGUUGGCGGAAUCGUCGCCGCAGGAAUUGCUUGAACGAUUUCAAUGCUCGUCUUUGGAGGAAGCAUUCCUGGGACUGUGCCAGGCACAAAACAGUAUGAUGUUGGCAGGUGCUUCGCAGGUGGUCGAACCAAUCAAAAAUACGGAAGAUGACGCAUGUCAUCAAGAGGAAGAUAGUUAUAAACGAAUGAAAGAUCGAAUCGCAGAGUACAAAGCGAGAUUGGCAUAUAAAGUCUCGCCAACGAGAAGAUUCAAGGCUUUGAUGGGGAAGAAUGCCAUACAAUUUUUCCGCUUUUAUUCAGGUAUAAUUUUCGCGGUAAUAUUCCCACUGUUACAAAUCAGCUCAUUUUUUAUUGGAGUCGGUGGGGAUCCGAAAAAUUUGAAGAUUGGUAUCAUCAAUCACGAAGCUGGCAAUUGCGAUUACGGUAACAAUAUCGGUAGUGUCUUGUACGACGAGGAGAACUUCUCCUGUCACUUUAGUAAUCUCAGCUGUAGAUUUCUUCAUGGGUAUGGCGAUUCUAUCGCAGAGCAGAAAUUUUAUGACGAUAUGUCUGACGCGACUCACGAUAUUCGCGACGGUGAACUCGUCGGCGUGAUGUAUUUCCAUCACAACUUCUCUGAAGCAUUACAGAGACGAACUGAAGACUUCGUAAACGCUAGGACAGAAGAUAUUGUGUCCGGUAAAAUUGACGUAUUUCUCGAUAUGGGUGACAUGCAAAUUGGGCAAUAUAUGGAGAAAAAGCUGUACGAACGUUUCUUUGAGAUUUACAAAGAUGUGUUGAAAGAAUGUAAAUAUCCACCAAAAUUUGGCAAUAUACCCAUUCGAUUCGAGGAUGCGGUUUAUAGUGAUAUGGAUCAUGGUUAUGACUAUUUUGUCGCACCCAGUUUCAUAAUGAUAUUGCUCUUUUUUUUGUCUACCACAGUCUCCACUUCCUUGAUAAUCACAGAUCGAUCGGAGGGUGUUUGGGAUCGAAGUCUAGUUCAAGGUGUCAAGAACGGAGAAAUCCUGUUAGCUCAUAUUCUCACUCAGACUAGCCUCGUAAUUAUCCACGUUACAUUGACAAUGAUCCUAUUCUUUCCUAUAUGGGACUUGGUCUGUGAAGGGUCAUAUAUCCUUGUAUUCUUCAUCAUGUUUCUUUCCGGUCUUACUGGACUAAUGUACGGAUUUUUCAUCUCCGUUACAUGCAAAGAUCAUACUAUGGCGAAUUAUGCUUCGACUGGUAGUUUUUUUCCGUUAAUAAUAAUAAGCGCAUCUAUAUGGCCGAUAGAGGGAAUGCCAGAUGUACUUCGCUAUUUCAGCUACUGUACGCCAACGACCUUGCCUUCUAUAGCCUUGAGAGCGGUCAUUUUCAAGGGUUAUGCCUUGGACAAAGAGGAAGUUUUCACUGGUGUUCUAGUGAGUUGCGCAUACAUAUCGAUGUUAUUUAUUUUCGUAUUAAUCGGUCUAAAAUUGAAAUCUUAAAAGAAGCAUUUAGAAAAUAAAGGAAAUAUAUUUGAAAGAAAAACAACAAUGCCUCGCAAUUAAUUAAGAAUACGAUUCAGUUAGAUAAAGGUAUAAAGUAUUUCAUCAAACUCGAGUUAAAGUAUAUUUAUUUGAUGGUACAAAAGAAUAAGUAAAUAUUUUAUUUCUUUGAAUAAUUACGAAAAAUUAUUUACUUCGAAAGAGUAAAUAUAAUAUACGAUAUUUUUCUUUAUUUAACUUUAUUUAAGUUUAAAAAUUUCUUUUCUUGACGAGAAGUUCUAUCAAGUGAAAUUUUAUUUCUUCAAAUUAAAAAAAUUCUAUUUUACACGUUUCUUCCCUUUUUUUCUUAUAAUAGAAACUGUCUGUAAAUUUCAUUGCAUCGCCUUAUUAAUUAAUAAUUUUUUUUUUUAGAAUAAGCUGAUGUUAUUUGUAAUUCCAAUUUGUAAAUGCAUGUAAAUUGAAAAUAUUUGAUAUUUUUUUUUCGAAAAUAUUUAAUUUAUUUUUAAAUACCAAAUAAA
Cataglyphis hispanica is the source of this 3064-nucleotide messenger RNA. RefSeq names its product ABC transporter G family member 20-like. Gene Ontology annotation, molecular function: ABC-type transporter activity; ATP hydrolysis activity; ATP binding. Gene Ontology annotation, cellular component: membrane. Bases 378 to 2546 code for a protein of 722 amino acids. The transcript has 15 exons. NCBI's taxonomy places the organism in Eukaryota, Metazoa, Arthropoda, Insecta, Hymenoptera, Formicidae. The record is from RefSeq and is a predicted model, not a curated record.